AUGGCGGAUUCCGACGCAACAAAGGCAGCCGGCCGCAGGCCCUCCGUCACCACGGACCGGCUGGACCCAUCCGCCGACAAGCUGAAAUUGGACUUGGAGACCCCGAGCCCGAGUGCCGUGAACUCCGACUCAGAGGGUCCGGAUGUCGGGAGGCAAAUCGAACUAGAGGCCCGCAACUCCAUCAAAUACCGAACAUACCGCGGCGCUGCUUUUCUCCGAGUACAUCUGUCUCGCGAUCAUGUCGUUCCCCCCGGGUCCUAUGCAACCCUGGGGCUUGUGCCGGGAUUGAUUUUAACUGUGGUGAUUGCUGCAAUUGUGCUCUAUACCUCACUUAUCGUCUGGAAGUUCUGUUUGCGCCAUCCACAUAUCCGCGAUGUGUGUGAUAUCGGCCAACAUCUCUUUUGGAAUUCGAAAAUCGCAUGGUAUUUGACGGCCGCGAUGUUUCUUCUGAACAACACGUUCAUCCAGGUGCGCUUGAUUUCCUUCUCUCAGUUAAUUGAUAUCAGUGAUAUGACUAAUGUUCCUUUAGGGCUUGCAUUGCUUGCAACCUUCUCGGCGCUGACCACAUUCAUCUCAGUUCUGCUGGCCAUGAUCUUUUCGGGAAUUGAGGAUCAUCCGGCGGCCUAUACCCCUGCCAAAGGCGAUCCCAUUGUCAGAGCUCUCCCGGUCCCGGGAACAACUUUUGUUUCUGGCGUCGGUGCUUUUCUGAACAUCAGCUAUACAUUCAUCGGUCAGAUCACCCUGCCUAGUUUCAUCGCUGAAAUGAAGGAGCCCAAGGACUUUUGGAAAUCGGUCACCGUUGUCACCAUUGCUGAAAUCAUCGUAUUCAGCCUGGCGGGAUCCAUUGUGUAUGUCUACACUGGCAACCAGUACAUGACCGCGCCCGCGUUUGGUUCGCUCGGCAACGAGGUGUACAAGAAGGUGUCCUUCUCCUUCAUGGUCCCAACUUUGAUCUUCCUGGGGGUACUGUACGCGUCCGUGUCUGCGCGGUUCAUCUUUUUCCGUCUGUUCGAGGGUACCCGUCACAAGGGUAAUCAUACUGUGGUUGGCUGGGCUGCCUGGACCGGCAUCCUGGCUGUCCUAUGGGUUUUAGCAUUCAUUAUUUCCGAGGUGAUUCCAUUCUUCUCGGACCUGCUCUCGAUAAUGAGUUCCCUAUUUGAUUCAUUUUUCGGGUUUAUCUUCUGGGGCGUGGCAUACCUCCGGAUGAGGCGGGAGGACUACGGACCGGGUUUUUAUAAAAACCGAGGCUUUCGCGGCUGGGCCGGGUUCUUGCUCAAUAUCACUUUAAUUGGUAUUGGCCUGUUUUUCUUGGGGCCAGGUACCUAUGCUUCCAUUGAUAGUGUGAUCUUGAACUAUCGCGCUGGUACUGUGGGGAGCCCCUUCUCCUGCGCCAGCAACGGAUUGGAGGAGGAUUCUAAUGAGAAGGAUGACAAGAUCGUUCGGAUGCAUCGGAUUCCCAUUGUCUUGAGUUCACGCGGCGGGGAUGAGAUUUGCAGCUUUACUGAGUCAACGUAUCACCCUUAUAUGGGCCAAUGCAAAUUUACUGUCGCGAGUAAGAAGCCUCUGCGGAGUAGCCGCGGCUGUUCUGCAAAUAAGGAGGCUUGGAGACCACAUGGGGCCCGUGAUGGGAUCUUGGACAAGACACAUCUUGUUCCUUACUCGCAACCAGUGCCGAGACAGAGAGUCGCCGUAAUCAUCGUACCUUUGAAAGCUCUGAGAGUAGGCAUUAUCGGCCCGCCGAUCGGAACCGGAACCUUGCCCGCGGAAAUGCCCUAUCGCCAUGUGACUUUCCCGCUAUCGGAGCGUGACCCCGCUCCUCAUCUUCGCAUCCCCCUCGACGGAAUUCUUUCUUUCUGUAAUUCUCCCCCUGCUUCUUCAGAGUCCAUCAUGUCUGCUGUACGGCCCUUGAGAAGAGGUCUUCACCUCCUGGGAUCGAAGUCGCUCCCCCGGUCCGCCCCUGUCGCUGCCAAUGGCUCCUCUCUGCUCCGGCGGCAGCUCGCUUCUCCGCGCGGCCUCCGCACUCCUCUUGUUGCUGUUGCCCGCCCAUAUCCCCGGCUCAACUCUUACGGGACAGUUCGCUGUGCCUCAUCGGCUCCCUCGGGGCCAGUAAAGAGGACGCAGCUCUACGACCUCCAUAUCGCCCGGGGUGCAAAGAUGGUGCCCUUUGCGGGGUAUUCUAUGCCCCUGCAGUAUUCGGAUCUCAGCCAUGUGGAGAGCCAUAAAUGGACCAGAGAGAAGGCAAGCCUAUUCGAUGUCAGCCACAUGGUGCAGCAUCAUCUGAUUGGCCCUGGUGUCCAGGAAUUUCUGAUGAAGAUCACCCCGUCUUCCGUCGAUCAGCUCAAGGACAACCAAUCGACGCUGUCUUGUCUGCUCGAAGAAGGCACGGGCGGUAUCGUUGAUGACACCGUCAUCACCCGCCGCUCCGCGGACACUUUUUACUUUGUCACCAAUGCCGGGCGCCGCGACGAGGACCUAGCCUUCCUGGAAGCCGAGAUCGACGCGUACAAGAAGGCCCACGGGCCCGAUAGCUUGAAGUGGGAAAUCCUCAGUGACCGGGCCCUUGUCGCUCUGCAGGGCCCCCUGGCCGCACAGGUCCUCCAGGCCUACAUCCACGGCGAUGGCCCUGAGACCGACCUUAGCACCCUGUACUUCGGCAACUGCCGUUCUCUCUACCUCACUCUCCCCGACGGCUCCCGCACCCCGCAUCCCGUCCUGAUCUCUCGUACCGGCUACACCGGUGAAGACGGCUUUGAGAUCUCCAUCCCAUCAGGCGGCCACCCCACUCUUCCGACGCAAGUGACAGACCUCCUCCUCUCCAACCCAGACCAGGUACGUCUCGCCGGUCUCGCCGCUCGCGACUCGCUUCGUCUCGAAGCCGGCAUGUGUCUCUACGGCAACGACAUCUCCACCGCACAGACUCCCCCCGCCGCAUCUCUCGGUUGGGUCGUCGGCAAAGGCCGACGGGACCCCACCUCCGCGAACUUCAACGGCUCCUCCGUCAUUCUCCCGCAGAUCGCUUCCCCAGCUACAACCCUCUCUCAGCGUCGCGUCGGAUUUACGGUCGAGAAGGGCUCUCCUGCGCGCGAGGGCGCCGUCAUCGUCGAUCUGAAUGACGACUCCCGCACCCAGAUCGGCGUCGUCACCUCCGGUCUUCCCAGUCCCUCGUUAGGUGGAACGAACAUCGCAAUGGGCUAUAUCAAGCAGGGCAUGCAUAAGAAGGGAACCGAAGUCGGUAUCUUGGUCCGUAAUAAAGUGCGUAAGGCCUCUGUCGUCGGUAUGCCUUGGGUAGAGAGUAAAUUCUACCGUCCUAAGGCUUGA
Molecule: messenger RNA, 3318 nt
Organism: Aspergillus tanneri
Lineage: Eukaryota; Fungi; Ascomycota; Eurotiomycetes; Eurotiales; Aspergillaceae
Gene: GCV1
Product: Aminomethyltransferase, mitochondrial
Exons: 7
Coding region: 1-3318 (1105 amino acids)
Biological process (GO): glycine catabolic process
Cellular component (GO): mitochondrion
Molecular function (GO): protein binding; aminomethyltransferase activity
Source: RefSeq, a predicted model, not a curated record